Molecule: messenger RNA, 2942 nt
Organism: Pteropus alecto (black flying fox)
Lineage: Eukaryota; Metazoa; Chordata; Mammalia; Chiroptera; Pteropodidae
Gene: ADGRE1
Product: adhesion G protein-coupled receptor E1
Exons: 20
Coding region: 26-2521 (831 amino acids)
Biological process (GO): cell surface receptor signaling pathway; adenylate cyclase-activating G protein-coupled receptor signaling pathway
Cellular component (GO): membrane
Molecular function (GO): G protein-coupled receptor activity; calcium ion binding
Source: RefSeq, a predicted model, not a curated record
UCUUCUCUUUGACAGGAACAGCACAAUGUGGUGUUUCAGCUUGCUCCUCUUCUGCGGUUGGCUGCCCUGGUUGAUGCAGGCAAAUUCUGGUGUGAAUGAGUGCAGUGACAGCACCACAUGCCCAGCUUACGCCACCUGCACCGACACUGCGGAAAGUUACUACUGCACUUGCAAACGAGGCUUCCUGUCCAGCAGCGGACUGAACCAGUUCACAGGCCCAGGCGUGGAAUGCAAUGAUAUAGAUGAAUGUUCUCUAAACUCCUCACAAUGUGGCCCUAACUCAGUCUGCAAAAACAUGCCGGGAAGAUACAAGUGCAGCUGCUUGCCUGGCUUUUCUUCUCCCACUGGUAAUAACUGGAGCCCGGGCAAGCCAGGUCAUUUCUCUUGUACAGACAUUGAUGAAUGCCUCAACAGUAGGCUCUGCCCAGAGCAUUCUGAGUGUGUCAGCUCUUUGGGAGGCAGCCAUUGCCAGUGUCAAGAUGGAUUUGUCUUCAUCAACUCCCUUUGUAAAGAUGUGGAUGAAUGUGCCAAUCCCAGAGCUUGCCCGGAGAACACGACUUGCCAUAACAGUCUUGGAAGCUAUUCUUGUGUCUGCAACCCAGGAUUUGAAUCCAGCACUGGAAACAUAAGUUUCCAUGGCCCUGGAGGGACAUGUAAAGAUGUGGAUGAAUGUUCCAGAAACUUGACUCUUUGUGGUCCUAAUUCCGUCUGCACGAACAUCCCGGGAGAAUAUCGUUGCUCCUGCCUGCCCGGGUUCAUUUCACCUGAUUUUUGGAGCCCCAAGCAACCAGAGGCUUUCAAAUGUACAGCGGUUCCUUUCAAGUGUAAAGAAGACAUGAUACCCAACAAUGAACAGGUCCAGCGGUGCCAAGUGGGUGCAGCAUUGGGGUCUGAAUAUGUUCCAUUUUGUGCACUGAUGAAUGCCACCUUCAGCAUCCUGGAUGGGGCCUGUGCAAAGAAUACCACCAUCGUUUCCCUGGAGAGAACGGCUGAGAAAUUUGCCUCUGUGAUUGAAAAAUUGUCCAACUGGUCCAGCCUUACCAAAGAUGAGACAUCCACCGUGGGCACAGUCUUACUGGAGAGCGUGGAAAGCACUGUGUUGGCAGCUUUUCUGAAACCCUCAGCAAAUAGUAGUCAGACUAUUCGGACGGAAUUCUUGGAUAUUGAGAGCAAAGUUAUCGAGGACGAGUGCACCGAAGAGAACAUGGUCUUUAACAUGAAAGCCGGAGGGAACGAGAUGAAGAUUGGCUGUUCCACAAUUAAGGAAUCUAAAUCUACAGGGACCACUGGGGUAGCUUUAGUCUCCUUUGCAAGUAUGGAGUCUGUUUUGGAUGAGAGCUUCUUCCAAGACACUCAGAAUCCCUUGGCUAACUCCAAGAGGAAGCUGAAGAUGAAUUCUCGUGUUGUCGCGGGCAUCAUGACAGGGGAGAAGAAAGGCGGGUUCUCUGACCCAGUCAUCUACACUGUGGAAAACAUUGAGCCAAAGCAGAAGUUUGAGAGGCCCAUCUGUGUUUCCUGGAGCACAGACAUGGGGGGCGGCAGGUGGACGCCGUCUGGCUGCAUGGUCCGUGAAGUCUCUGAGACCUAUACUGUCUGCAGCUGUAAUCGAAUGGUGAACCUGGCCAUCAUCAUGGCUUCUGGGGAGCUCACGAUGGAGUUCUCUUUGUACAUCAUCAACCAUGUGGGCAUGAUCAUCUCCCUGGUGUGUCUCAUCUUGGCCAUCGCCACCUUCCUGCUGUGUCGUGCCAUUCGUAACCACAACACCUACCUUCACCUGCACCUCUGCGUGUGCCUCUUCUUGGCCAAGAUUCUCUUCCUCACUGGUGUAGACAAAACCGACAACCAGAUCGGCUGCGCCGUCAUCGCAGGCUUUCUUCAUUACCUUUUCCUCGCCUGCUUUUUCUGGAUGCUGGUGGAGGCUGUGAUGCUCUUUCUUAUGGUCAGGAACCUGAAGGUGGUGAAUUACUUCAGCUCUCGCAACAUCAAGAUGCUGCACCUCUGUGUCUUUGGCUACGGGAUCCCUGGGCUGGUGGUGGUUGUCUCUGCCAGCGUGCAGCCACAGGGCUAUGGGAUGCAUAAUCGCUGCUGGCUGAACACGGAGACAGGGUUCAUCUGGAGUUUCCUGGGGCCAGUGUGCACAAUCAUAAUGAUCAAUUUCAUUCUCCUGACUUGGACAUUAUGGAUCCUGAGGCAGAAACUUUCCAGUGUCAAUGCUGAAGUCUCAACUCUCAAAGACACCAGAUUGCUGACAUUCAAAGCCUUUGCCCAACUCUUCGUCUUGGGGUGCUCCUGGGUAUUGGGCAUUUUCCAGAUUGGACCUAUGGCUAAAGUCAUGGCCUACCUGUUCACUGUCAUCAACAGCCUGCAGGGGGCCUUCAUCUUUUUUAUUCAUUGUCUGCUCAACCGCCAGGUACGUGAAGAAUACAGGAGGUGGAUCACCAGAAAGACCAAACCCAGCUCCCAGUCCCAGACCUCAGGGAUCUUGCUGUCAUCAAUCCCCUCCACUUCCAAAAUGGGUUAAAGCCCUUUCUUGCUUUUCAAAUAUGCUAUGGAGCAACAUUCAAGGCAAGCAGGUGCUUGCAGGAGCCUACAGUGAAUUCUUCUCUUUCUGGCUUAAUGUGGAAAUACAGGAUCCCACUAGCCCCAGAACUCUCUGGGCAAUUUGGAGCAUGGAUGGGAAAGGCAGUCUUCUCAUGGUUUUGUGCACUGGGGAGAAACAAGAAUUUUUUUCUAGAUGACUAUUUCAUCUUCCAUGUUUUACAACUCUGACUUUCCAGAGUUUUGUGAAAAUAACAGAUCUUGGUGCAAUGGCAUGUGCAAGAUAACCUGGCUACCAUUUUGUUUUUUUCCUGAAUUUAUUGGUACAUGUCUCUAGGCAUGCCUCUCCAGUGCCUGUUAUGUACCUGAUAUAGCAACACUCAGUAAAUAAUGUGUCAUCUGAC